AUGAGAGCAGGCGACAACACGCUUUUCAUGUUGUCGAAGUUGUUGUUCAAGACGACGAAAACCUACUACGACUUGCCCUCAGAAGCUUCCGCCUCUCCUAGACUGACGAACGAGAAGAAUGCUCUUGAGGCUCUCGAGGUUCGCGAAUCAUGUUAUCGGAACAUGGUGACCGUGCAGAACUCGAUGGACGAGCAUCUACUCGUCAACGAGUUCACCGGCACCCAGGAAGAGUUUCUUGUGCUGAAAGGACUGAUCGAAGUGCGGAAGCUGAGACUGGCGGAGCGUAUGCAGGAACCUGUGGCGAAAGCCGCGCUGAGAGCAUACACCCGUGAUCUGGGUAGGCUGGGACGCGGUCCAGCUGCAGGCGAGUACUCGCGCCGAACACCCACACAGUCGAACAACAACAUUGCCGCAGGACGCUCGGGCACUGCAACAUCGACUCAUUCACCUCGUGAUCCAAGAGACCCAAGAGGCAUGGGCACCGAGAAGCGGUACAUGUGCUAUCUUCGCGAUAACGAAGUGUACACUGCCGAACGAGACAAGCUGUUCACGAGACUCCAAGAUGUCGGACGCCAUAUGUUCCUUAGACACCCAUCGGAAAAGUUCGAACCCGAGCGCUGUCCGGAAGUCAUGGUCUAUCGUGAUAGCGGUGAGCCUGUGGAUCCACUGCCUCGUCGAGAGAAUGACGCAGGCGACGAUACCGCCACUGGCUCCAGAGGCGGCUCUAGCACAACCGCUCAGAACGACGAAACGAGAAUCGCUAGCACUCCGGGUCGGACGUUUACCAUUCCCCGUCAGCGUGACCGCUCAGGCCAGAGCUCUCACAACAGUCUUGCUCGGCAUGCUAUGCGACAAGCUUCAUCGUCAGCUCGGCAUCACGAUGGUGGUCCAAACAAUAUGUGUUCAACCUCAAGCCCAGUCCCAACGACGCCCACGCGACUCAGUCGUCGUAUCUCGCGUGGUAGUCUCGCCCGCGGUCCUCUCGACAACUUCAAUGCUGAAGCUGAUGUAGAUGAAGGCGGCGUCGAUACUCAAGCUGAGGUGGGAGGAAACCGCCCUGAAACCUUCGACUCGCUCCUUGCAAAACAGGCGGAGCUGGACAACAGCUUGAUUGAUCCUGCAAUGAUUCCUCUUCCUAGUGAUGACCAGGCGCUGACGGAGCAAAUCAAUGCUGGUCUUGACUGGAACUGGGAGAACGAAAUUGACUGGGAUAACUUGGAUCUCGGCAUGGUGGCAUCUGGCAGCGACACAACUCCGCAGGGCCCAGCAAACCCUGUGGGACUUGCAGGCCCGUCAACCGAGAAUGGGGACUCGUUCGGUCCGAACCCCACUGCGUACGAUAGUACAGAGUGGCAGGCUCCUCAAGCUCCCGCAACUCUGAACGCACCGACUACACCGAUCCGGCAGGGCACGAUCGCUGCUCCGGAAAUUCCUCAGGCCGAGACCAUUCGUACGCCAGGAAGCAGCCGAAAGCGGCCAAGCACGGUAGGCGAGGGCAGCAAUAGCGGCGCAUUCUACAGCGAGAGCGAGUCUGCGAAACGUCGGAGACUGGCACCAGAGGAGGGCACGCGGGAAGGUGGCACGGCCGAUUCUGGAGGAGCUCUGCCUCUUGAUUGGGGCAUCCUUGGGGACGACCACACUGACGAGCCGCUCCUUCCGGAUUGGUUUGGCGACUAUGUUGCGACAUGGAACCCGAAGUCUGAAAUCCUGUGGCUGUCCACAGCCCAAGCGGUGAGGGGGCAGAUGCUUUCUCAUCCACGACAGAGGCUGAAUACACUACGACGAUGGGCGUGGACUGCGCUGGAUGGGUGCGGAUAUGAGCACCAUGGUACCGAGCAGAGCGAUGGCGACGGAGAUCCGACAGCAGGCGUCCCCAAUAAUGGUGAACGAAACGCGGUCCGAAGGUGUAUGAAUGUCUGA
This is a messenger RNA of Cyphellophora attinorum, 1920 nucleotides long. RefSeq lists its product as uncharacterized. The transcript has a single exon. The coding region runs from base 1 to 1920 and encodes 639 amino acids. The record is from RefSeq and is a predicted model, not a curated record. NCBI's taxonomy places the organism in Eukaryota, Fungi, Ascomycota, Eurotiomycetes, Chaetothyriales, Cyphellophoraceae.